AUGUUCUUUUCAUUUGUGAAUUUGCAAACCAGGCAUUACCGGAAGCGCUCCGCGUCGCGCGGGCGCUCAGGCAGCCGCUCCAGGAGCCGCUCUCCGUCGGAUAAACGAGGGAAACGUGGGGACGACCGGCGCUCCCGGAGCAGGGAUCGGGACCGCAGGCGGGAGCGCUCGCGCAGCAGGGACAAGAGAAGGUCUCGGUCGCGCGACAGGAAGCGUCAAAGACGUUCAAGAAGUAGAGAAAGGGAGCGGAGCAGGGAGAGAAGAAGAUCCCGGAGCCGAGAGAGAAGACGCUCUAGAAGCAGGAGUAGAGGGAGACGGUCUCGAUCCCCUAGUCCAAGCAAGAACAAGAAAACAGAGAACAGAUCAAGAUCUAAAGAAAAAACUGAUGGUGUGGAAGUUUCAAAAGAAAAGAAAAAAGAAAAAGAUGACAAAGAAGAAGAAAAGGAGAAGGAUGCUCCUGUGACUACUGUGGCCACCGAGAAUUUUGAUCAGAACAAACUAGAGGAAGAAAUGAGAAAACGAAAAGAAAGAGUGGAGAAGUGGAGGGAAGAGCAACGCAAGAAGGCUAUGGAAAACAUAGGAGAACUGAAAAAGGAAAUUGAAGAGAUGAAACAGGGGAAAAAAUGGAGUUUAGAAGAUGAUGAUGAUGAUGAAGAGGAAGCUGCAGAAGGAGAAAAAGAAGGCAGUGAGGUUGAAGAUGAAGAAUUAGACCCUUUGGAUGCUUAUAUGGAAGAAGUUAAAGAAGAGGUCAAGAAGUUUAAUAUGAGAAGCGUGAAAGGUGGAGGUGGGAGUGAUAAGAAAUCUGGACCAACUGUUACCAAAGUAGUAACUGUGGUGACAACUAAAAAGGCAGCUGUAGAAUCAGAAAAGAAGAAAGGGGAGCUCAUGGAGAAUGACCAAGAUGCAAUGGAGUAUUCCUCAGAAGAGGAGGAGGUUGAUCUUCAGACUGCCCUGACUGGCUAUCAGACCAAGCAGAGAAAGCUGCUGGAACCGGUGGAUCAUGGAAAGAUAGAAUAUGAGCCCUUCAGGAAAAACUUCUAUGUUGAAGUGCCAGAACUAGCUAAAAUGACUCAGGAAGAGGUGAAUGUGUACAGACUGGAAUUGGAGGGAAUUACAGUCAAAGGAAAGGGCUGCCCCAAACCAAUAAAAACUUGGGUACAAUGUGGUAUUUCUAUGAAGAUUCUCACCGCCCUCAAAAAACAUGGCUAUGAAAAGCCCACUCCCAUUCAAACCCAGGCUAUCCCAGCAAUCAUGAAUGGACGUGACUUGAUUGGCAUUGCUAAAACGGGAAGUGGAAAAACUAUUGCCUUUCUUUUGCCCAUGUUUAGACACAUUAUGGAUCAGAGGGCGUUAGAAGAAGGAGAAGGUCCUAUAGCGGUCAUUAUGACACCUACUCGAGAGUUGGCUUUGCAGAUUACCAAGGAGUGUAAGAAAUUCUCAAAGACACUUGGGCUUCGAGUUGUCUGUGUGUAUGGAGGAACAGGAAUCAGUGAACAGAUAGCUGAACUCAAAAGAGGUGCUGAAAUUAUUGUUUGUACACCUGGACGUAUGAUUGACAUGUUAGCAGCUAACAAUGGUCGGGUGACAAAUCUCCGCCGAGUCACUUAUGUUGUACUUGAUGAGGCAGACAGAAUGUUUGACAUGGGUUUUGAGCCUCAGGUCAUGCGCAUUGUAGACAACGUCAGGCCUGACCGUCAGACUGUCAUGUUCUCUGCUACUUUUCCCAGAGCUAUGGAGGCCUUAGCUCGGAGGAUCCUGAGUAAACCCAUAGAAGUGCAGGUUGGAGGUAGAAGUGUUGUCUGUUCUGAUGUGGAGCAACACGUUAUUGUCAUAGAAGAGGAGAACAAGUUUUUGAAGUUACUUGAACUGCUGGGACUCUAUCAGGAGAAAGGAUCAGUUAUCAUAUUUGUAGAUAAACAAGAACAUGCUGAUGGUCUGUUAAAAGAUUUAAUGAGAGCUGCUUAUCCCUGCUUGUCUCUUCACGGAGGUAUUGAUCAAUAUGACAGGGACAGCAUAAUUAAUGAUUUCAAGAAUGGAAUUUGCAAACUUCUGGUGGCCACAUCUGUAGCUGCAAGGGGCUUGGACGUAAAACAAUUGAUGCUGGUGGUCAAUUAUAGCUGUCCCAACCAUUAUGAGGAUUAUGUGCACAGAGCUGGCCGAACUGGACGAGCUGGCAAUAAAGGAUAUGCAUACACGUUCAUUACUGAGGAUCAGGCACGGUAUGCCGGUGAUAUCAUUAAGGCUUUGGAGUUGUCUGGGAAUCCAAUUCCUACCGACUUGGAGAAGCUCUGGGCUGACUUCAAAGACCAGCAAAAGGCUGAGGGAAAGCUGAUUAAAAAAAGCAGUGGAUUCUCUGGCAAAGGUUUUAAAUUUGAUGAAACGGAACAGGCUUUGGCUAAUGAACGAAAGAAACUACAAAAAGCAGCUCUUGGCUUGCAAGAUUCAGAUGAUGAAGAUACAGCUGUUGAUAUUGAUGAACAAAUUGAAAGCAUGUUCAAUUCAAAGAAAAGAGUAAAAGACAUGGGCACGCCAGGAACAUCAAAUGUUCCUACACCAUCAGCUGGUAAUGCAGAAAAACUGGAAAUUGCUAAAAGAUUGGCUUUGAGAAUCAAUGCUCAGAAGAAUCUUGGAGCAGAGGCACAAGUAUUUGUCCCUUUCCACUUCAAGGAUGUGAUGCAGCAGGCUACAAACGCCAUCCUGAGAGGAGGCACAAUUCAAGCUCCUACUGUGUCUGCCAAGACUAUUGCAGAGCAGCUGGCUGAAAAAAUCAAUGCUAAGCUCAAUUAUGUACCCAUAGAAAAGCAGGAGGAAGAGAAACAGGAUGGAGGACAAAAUGAAUCCUUCAAGAGAUAUGAAGAAGAAUUGGAGAUCAAUGACUUCCCACAGACUGCCAGAUGGAAAGUUACAUCCAAAGAAGCUCUGCAGAGAAUCAGUGAAUAUUCUGAAGCUGCUAUUACAAUCAGAGGAACUUACUUCCCUCCAGGCAAGGAACCCAAGGAAGGAGAACGGAAGAUUUAUUUGGCUAUUGAGAGUGCCAAUGAACUGGCUGUACAGAAAGCAAAGGCAGAAAUCACACGACUUAUAAAAGAGGAACUUAUCAGAUUGCAAAAUUCAUACCAACCAACCAACAAAGGAAGAUACAAAGUUCUAUAAGUAUUUGGAGCAAUCUGUCUGCCAGCAGCUGGUGUGUAAAACUUUGUGGCUUCUGUUGUUUUUGCUGUUUACACUGCUUACUGUAAAUUAAGAAUUUUUUUAUUUUGUCUUGCGGACAUUUUUUUAACACAAAAUUGAUACUUGCUGAGACAUCUUAAUUCUCUCCGCUAAGGUUAGAAGUCUUAAAGCAAACCAGUUUGGGCAGAGCAUGAUUUAAUUUAAAAGUGUAGUUUAAUACUUUUCACCAUGAAGAAUAUCAAAUAAAACAGAUUUUAAUUUUCCUGACAGACUAUACUGUUGAGUAAAUUAAACAAUGUUGGGACUUGUGUUGGAAAUUGUUAGAAUGUACCUGUUUCUUAUUGUGGGGAUGAUUUACAUCAUAUCAGUUUAUACUGGAAUAAUGAUAAAACACCAAAAUAAAGGCAGGACUUUCUUCUGAUCCAUAGCAUCUCUCUGGCUGGUUCCACAUAUAUUCAUUUCUGGUCCAAACAUGUUGUUACGUCAGAGAGUCUCGCAAAGAUCAGAGUAGAGAAUUUUGCCCCAAAAUACUUGAGAUCUAGUUUUGAGAUCUUUUCAUCCCUUUCAUUUCCCAUUUUAUCUUUAUCAUCAUGGUAACAGAAUAAAUCUUUGGAUUUUUUGUAAAGUGAAAUGUUUUGUAGUAUGAA
Molecule: messenger RNA, 3818 nt
Organism: Tinamus guttatus (white-throated tinamou)
Lineage: Eukaryota; Metazoa; Chordata; Aves; Tinamiformes; Tinamidae
Source: RefSeq, a predicted model, not a curated record